Molecule: messenger RNA, 1107 nt
Organism: Ambispora gerdemannii
Lineage: Eukaryota; Fungi; Glomeromycota; Glomeromycetes; Archaeosporales; Ambisporaceae
Source: the annotation of a GenBank genome assembly
AUGUCUGAAGCAUCACAAAUUCCAUACGGAAUAAUCGUGAAAGACGCCGAAUUAUCCAAACUUUUUCACGGCGAGAAAAUGCUAGAGGGAAAUUUCUUUUCGAAAAUAACCUCAAAGAAUAAAGAAGCUCAUAAAGAAGUAGUAAACGGGUAUCUGAAUUUUUGGCAGAAAAAAGACCCGAUGUCGGAUACUGAGCAAGAGAAAAAUGAACGUACGGAAAACUGUAUGACUUUGACAAAUUCUUAUUAUAAUAUCGCGACUGACUUUUAUGAGUACGGAUGGUGUGAUUCUUUUCAUUUUUGUCGUUUUUAUCGCGGCGAGAAUUUCUCACAUGGUAUAUCACGUCAUGAACAUUAUUUGGCUAUGCAAUUAAACCCAAAACCAGGCAUGAAAAUAUUAGAUAUAGGAUGUGGUGUUGGCGGUCCAGCUCGAGAAAUUUGCCGCUUCACCGAUGCACAUAUUACUGGGUUAAAUAACAAUGACUAUCAAGUUCAACGUGCUCUCCAAUACGCAAAGAAAGCUGGUCUCGAAUCAAAAACAGAUUUUAUCAAGGGUAACUUUAUGGAAAUGACCUUUGAUGACAAUAGUUUCGAUGCAGUGUAUGCAAUUGAAGCCACAUGUCAUGCACCACAACUGGAAAGAGUAUAUUCGGAAGCUUUUCGCGUUUUGAAACCCGGUGGAAAGUUUGCAAUCUAUGAAUGGUCUUUGACUAAUAAUUAUGAUCCUGAAAAUGAUGAACACAGAAAAGCUGUCCGUGGAAUUGAGGCGACAGAACAAGCAUUCAAAAAUGUUGGCUUUGAAAUUGAAACUGCUGUUGACCUGGCACAAAAUGACGACAAGGCUAAGUGGUAUGGUCCUUUAGAGGGAGAUUUUCGUAAGGUGCAAACAGUAUGGGAUUGCUUCACGGUAUUUAGAAUGAGUAUAUUAGGAAAGAUUUUUACCAGAGCUAUGGUUGGUUUUCUUGAGAAAAUUGGUGUUGCGCCUGUUGGCUCUCUUCAAACCCAAAUGGUAUUAGAAACAGCUCAAAAUAGUCUUAUCGCUGGAGGUCAAAUGGGAAUCUUUACUCCGAUGUUCAUGUUGGUUGGCAGGAAACCUGUUUCUAUUUAG